GAUUCCUGACGAGUCUCAGCCAGGACAGAAUGAACAACAAAUUCGAUGCGUGAGUAGCAGCUCUUUUGCGUUAGAACUUCGAUCGAAAACGGUUCACUGUCUGGAAACGGGGAAUCAAGAAUCAUGCGUUACGCAUUCAACGAAAGUCUGAAAGACGAUGACAGUGGAGAUCACGACCAGGACCAAAGCUCACCGAAAGAUAGCGAAACGAUAAAGAUUGAGGACGACGAAAAGGAGCAGAACACAACUAAGAAAAAAAUGGUGGUUCCAGGAGCAGGAGAGCAUCCUCUUCAGUACAACUACACUUUCUGGUACUCCAGGCGCACGCCAGGGCGACCAGCAAGCACCCAGAGCUACGAACAGAACAUUAAACAGAUCGGCAGCUUUGCCUCGGUGGAACAGUUCUGGCGUUUCUAUAGUCACAUGAUCCGGCCUGGCGACCUAACCGGUCACAGUGACUUCCACCUGUUUAAAGAAGGAAUUAAGCCCAUGUGGGAGGAUGAUGCCAAUAAAAUGGGCGGGAAGUGGAUUAUUCGCUUAAGAAAAGGCCUUGCGUCCCGGUGCUGGGAGAACCUGAUCCUGGCCAUGCUGGGGGAGCAGUUCAUGGUGGGAGAGGAAAUAUGUGGAGCUGUGGUGUCCGUCCGUUUUCAGGAGGACAUCAUUUCCAUUUGGAAUAAAACCGCCAGUGACCAGGGUACCACCGCCCGCAUUAGAGACACCCUGCGCCGAGUCCUCAACCUGCCCCCCAACACAAUCAUGGAGUACAAGACACACACAGACAGCAUUAAGUAUAGCCUGGGAAGACUUCCAUGGGCUGGUGAAUGCUAGUGGCGGGCGUUAGCCUCUCGCACAGGAACACUCUGCCAAGAGUUUGUGUGUUUCUGUGACGUGUGGAGGGGCACCUGGAUCCGGGGAAGGAAAACCUCUGUGUGGACCGGCACUGUGUAACAGGAAGACGUGUCAGGAGCAGAGGCCCCAAGGAUCAAUCCCCCUGUUGGGUCAAAUUGGAAGAGAGCAGAGCGAACUGUCAGCACCAAGCCAAAGACAUACUUGAAAUCAACCAGAGAGGGGGGAAGAAACAGCCUCAUUUUAUAGCAAAGUUGGAACAUCUGUUGACUUGUUAUCAGAAGGAGGCUGCGUUACAGAAUUUGGUCAUUUGCUGUUGACAAAACACCACAAAAUCAGUCCGAUAUAAAACUUUACAUGAUUUUAUUGUUCAGCACAGCCUCACAUCCACUGUUAAAAGUUGGUCAGUUUUAUUGGGGCUCAAACAGGGUUAAUGGAAGAUGAUAUUUUAUUACAGUGAUGUAUUUUAAUAAUUACCUCUUCAGUUUCAAACAGAGCAGAUGCUAUUAUUGUGUAAAAUGUAUUUGUCGAUGAAGUCCACUCCACGAUCACUCAGUUGACUCGUCAGCGACUCUCCGUGGUGACAUGGAAGUUGAGUCCUACGACAGAAGACCAUCCCAUUUAGCUGAGAAGGUUGAAAGAGCCCCAUCUUCAGAAUGAACUGCCAAGCUGCCUUAAUCACUGUGCCUGGCCUCAGGGCCAACACGCACCGGAUGUCCAUUCUGCAGGUUAGGGUGCAUCUGCAAACACGUCAAGGCGUCCUGAAGAAGACCUCAACUCUUUUUUCGGUGGAAGAAACUAAACCACGUCCAGCAUCUUGUUCUGGACAGCGUUUGUUUGGAAUAUAAGCAAUUAUAUUUUGCAGAAACAGCUAGUCCAGAUUUGGGGUUGGAUUAAAGGAAGCAGAUGUUUGUCUAAAGUAAAGUGAACACAGUUGGGUGUACUUGUGAUGGAGAACAGCAAUAAAUGGAGAACAUGCAGCUGCUGCUAAAA
Oryzias latipes (Japanese medaka) is the source of this 1839-nucleotide messenger RNA. RefSeq names its product eukaryotic translation initiation factor 4E family member 2 (gene eif4e2). Gene Ontology annotation, biological process: translational initiation. NCBI's taxonomy places the organism in Eukaryota, Metazoa, Chordata, Actinopteri, Beloniformes, Adrianichthyidae. Gene Ontology annotation, molecular function: translation initiation factor activity; RNA 7-methylguanosine cap binding. The record is from RefSeq and is a predicted model, not a curated record. Gene Ontology annotation, cellular component: eukaryotic translation initiation factor 4F complex; cytoplasm.